Messenger RNA from Linnemannia hyalina, 1170 nucleotides. NCBI's taxonomy places the organism in Eukaryota, Fungi, Mortierellomycota, Mortierellomycetes, Mortierellales, Mortierellaceae. The record is from the annotation of a GenBank genome assembly.
AUGCGCUUGUUCAGCAGGACCACCUCAGCCUGGACGCUGCUCAGCAUGUCCAUCCUCGUCACCUCCUUCCUGGCGACCACCAACAUCUCCGGUUCCUCAUCUUCAUCUCUGGUUUCUGGAGCACCAGCUUCAGGUUUCUGCGCAGAGUGCCAGACCUACGCGAUGGUGGUCAAGCCCUGUGGUGGCACAUUCACAGAGAAAGACAUUUCGAUCAAUGGAGUCUACAGCCCCCCAGAAUCGGACGGCCCCUGUGUGUGCCUGGCGGUCAUCCAGAAGUUGCUCUGGAACUGUGCCAAGUGCAUUGUCCUUGGCUCAGGAGUUCAAGCAAAGUCCCCACCACCCACCCAGUACCAGAUGACCUGUACCGCAUGGAAACAGCCCUUUGCGCUCUGGAACUCGGCCUACACUGGUCCUGUCGCCCCCGAAACCACAUCUCCUCUCGGCGGCACUAGUAACCCUACAGCAUCUCCUCUUCCCAACCCUAAUCCUGCCACCACCACUGGAGGCAAUAGCAACAAUAACGGAAAUGGAACCAGCACUGGUUCAGGAACCCUUCCCUCGGGCACGACUGGAGACUCGACUUCGGGUACUGGAGAGAGCUCGGGCCCCAACGGAACUGCUAUCGGUAUCUCGCUCGGCAUCAUUGGUAUUGCUGCCGUCGGCGGAGUAGCCGCCGUCAUGAUGAUGAAGCGUCGUCGUCGUCGCCAUACCCCUCUCGAGUUGGACGACUCCUAUGUCUCACUUGACAACCAGUGGGAGAAGCCACCUCGCCCCCAGACGCCCCCCAUGAUGCCUGCCCCCAUUGCCUCUGGAGCCCGUGCUGGUGGUGGUGCUGGUGGCUUGGGACGUCCCUCGCCCUUUGAAAGCCGUCCCGGAAACGGAAGCGUCGUUGGAGGCGGCAGUGUGGUUGGUGGAUACGACAAUGCGCAAUACGACCAGUACGACUACCACCAGGGCAAUGGCAGCACUGUUGUUGGAAGCAAUUAUGGCGACUACGACGAUGGAUACGGAAAGCAGCAGCAUGGAGGAUAUAACCAAGGUUAUGGUCACCAGGGCUACGGACACCAUGAUCAGGCCUAUCCUCCCCAUGAUCAACAGGGCGCGUACAACCAUGACUAUGGCUACGAUCACCCUGUCCCCACAUCCAACGCUCCCUAUGGCGGCCGGUAA